This is a messenger RNA of Jaculus jaculus (lesser Egyptian jerboa), 6179 nucleotides long. RefSeq names its product delta-type opioid receptor. NCBI's taxonomy places the organism in Eukaryota, Metazoa, Chordata, Mammalia, Rodentia, Dipodidae. The record is from RefSeq and is a predicted model, not a curated record. Gene Ontology annotation, cellular component: cytoskeleton; plasma membrane; neuron projection. Gene Ontology annotation, biological process: cortical actin cytoskeleton organization; G protein-coupled opioid receptor signaling pathway; neuropeptide signaling pathway. Bases 18 to 3440 code for a protein of 1140 amino acids. The transcript has 24 exons. Gene Ontology annotation, molecular function: neuropeptide binding; actin binding; structural molecule activity.
UGGGCAACGUGCUCGUCAUGUUCGGCAUCGUCCGGUACACUAAGAUGAAGACGGCCACCAACAUCUACAUCUUCAACCUGGCCUUGGCUGAUGCACUCGCCACCAGCACGCUGCCCUUCCAGAGUGCCAAGUACCUGAUGGAGACCUGGCCUUUCGGGGAACUGCUCUGCAAGGCCGUGCUCUCCAUCGACUACUACAACAUGUUCACCAGCAUCUUCACACUCACUAUGAUGAGCGUGGACCGCUACAUUGCUGUCUGCCACCCCGUCAAGGCCCUAGACUUCCGAACACCUGCCAAGGCCAAGCUGAUCAACAUCUGCAUCUGGAUCCUGGCCUCAGGUGUUGGGGUCCCCAUCAUGGUCAUGGCUGUGACCCGACCCCGGGAGAAGAGCUUAGUGGCUGAGGCUGAAAAUUCACAGCACCAACAACAGAAAGAAGAAGGUGAGGGAGCCACAAACUCAGGUCAACAAGAGACUCAGCUGGAAGAGGCUUCACAAGCAGCAGCUGAGGGAGAUAAGCAGUGUGAGCAGAAGCUGAAAGCGUCCAAUGGAGACACUCCUACACACGAAGACUUGACCAAGAACAAGGAGCGGGCAUCGGAAAGCAGGGGCCUGUCACGACUGCUCUCCUCACUUCUCAAAAGACCCAAAUCUCAGGUCUCUGAGGAAGACGACAAAGAGGUAGAAUUAGAUAAAGAAAAAGGUGAUGGUGGUCACAGAGAGCUAGAAUUUGGAACCAGCCUUGAUGAAGAGAUUAUUUUAAAGGCCCCCAUUGCAGCUCCUGAACCUGAGCUCAAGACAGACCCAUCGUUGGAUCUUCAUUCAUUAAGUAGUGCAGAAACACAGCCAGCUCAGGAAGAGCACAGAGAGGAUCCAGAUUCUGAAACUAAGGAAGGAGAAGGAAUUGAAGAGUGCUCCAAAGCAGAAGUAAAAGAAGACCCCGAAUCAAAAGCAGAAAGAGAAUUCCAAGCUUCCCAGAAGUCUGUCAGAAGACAUAGAAACAUGCACUGCAAGGUUUCUCUGUUGGAUGACACAGUCUAUGAAUGUGUGGUGGAGAAACAUGCUAAGGGACAGGAUUUGCUUAAACGAGUAUGUGAGCACCUCAAUCUUUUGGAAGAAGACUACUUUGGCCUAGCUAUUUGGGAUAAUGCAACCUCUAAGACAUGGCUGGAUUCUGCCAAAGAAAUAAAGAAACAGGUUCGAGGUGUCCCUUGGAAUUUCACAUUUAAUGUGAAGUUUUAUCCUCCUGACCCAGCACAGUUAACAGAAGACAUAACAAGGUACUAUUUAUGUCUUCAGCUUCGGCAGGAUAUCAUUGCAGGACGCCUGCCCUGCUCCUUUGCAACCUUAGCAUUACUAGGCUCUUACACUAUCCAGUCUGAGCUUGGAGACUACGACCCAGAACUCCAUGGCGUGGAUUAUGUUAGUGAUUUUAAACUGGCUCCAAAUCAGACCAAGGAACUUGAAGAGAAGGUCAUGGAACUACAUAAAUCAUACAGGUCCAUGACUCCAGCUCAGGCUGACUUGGAAUUUCUCGAGAAUGCCAAAAAAUUGUCUAUGUAUGGAGUUGAUCUUCAUAAAGCAAAGGACUUGGAAGGAGUGGAUAUCAUCCUAGGGGUCUGCUCUAGUGGCCUUUUGGUUUACAAAGAUAAGUUGAGAAUUAACCGCUUUCCUUGGCCCAAAGUGCUAAAGAUUUCGUACAAACGUAGCAGCUUUUUCAUCAAGAUCCGGCCUGGCGAGCAAGAACAGUAUGAAAGUACCAUUGGCUUCAAACUCCCCAGUUACCGAGCAGCUAAGAAGUUAUGGAAAGUCUGUGUUGAACACCACACAUUUUUCAGACUGACUUCUACAGAAACCAUUCCCAAAAGCAAGUUUCUUGCCCUGGGAUCCAAAUUUCGAUACAGUGGACGGACUCAAGCUCAGACCAGGCAAGCCAGUGCUCUAAUUGACAGACCUGCCCCACACUUUGAGAGAACUGCAAGCAAGCGGGCAUCCCGGAGCCUUGAUGGAGCAGCAGCUGCCGAGUCUGCCGACAGAAGUCCUCGGCCCACGUCUGCACCAGCCAUUGCUCAGAGUCAGGUUACAGAAGGCAUGGGGCCAAAGGCACCUGUCAAGAAAACACAAAAGGAAGCCGUGAAGGUCGAGGUGAAAGGGGAAGGGGAAGAAGAGUCCCCUGAGCAGCCUGAGCCUGAGCCCACUGAAGUGUGGAAGGUGGAAAAAACCCACAUCGAGGUCACAGUACCCACCUCAAAUGGUGACCAAACACAGAAGCUUGCAGAAAAAACUGAAGAUCUGAUAAGAAUGAGGAAGAAAAAGAGAGAGAGACUAGAUGGUGAAAACAUUUAUAUCAGACAUAGCAAUUUAAUGUUGGAGGAUUUAGACAAGAGUCAAGAUGAGAUCAAAAAGCAUCAUGCCAGCAUCAGUGAGCUCAAGAAGAACUUCAUGGAAUCUGUACCAGAACCGCGGCCUAGCGAAUGGGACAAGCGCUUAUCUACACACUCCCCCUUCCGAACUCUGAACAUCAAUGGGCAGGUCCCUACAGGAGAAGGAGUGAAGAAAACCUCUAUGCUCCCCUUGGAAAGAAAGGUUGGUGGGCCCGAGAGUGUAAAUGGCAUUCGCAUAGAGGAGGUGGCUGUCGUGACAAAAGUGUCGUCCACCUUCCCUGCCUCUGAAUGGGAGGGCCCCAAGCAGUCAAUAGUUCCUAGUAAGAGCCAGAUGACCACCCCGUCGGAGUCUCCACAGAGCUUUGGCAGCAAGGAGACAGAAGAGAAGGAGCAGGGGGCAGCUGGCUCUCUUGAUGUUGAGGAGAUGCCAAGAGGCCCAAAUGGGGAAUGUAUGGGAGUGGAGGAACAGGCCAAUUGCUUAAUGUUCUCAGUAACACCAGCUUCCUGUCAGCUGCAACUUGGUGACAAAAAGGCAGACAGUAGUGAAGAACUUGUGGCACCAGGAGAGACCCUUGAAAAACAAAACGGAUCAUUUCUUGACUCUGGUGGGGGUAACCAGUUCCCCACCCUCAUUCGAAGUUUCCAGCCUCCCCUGGUGAAAACUCAGACUGUCACCAUCUCAGAUACUGCCAAUGCUAUGAAAAGUGAAAUCCCAACCAAAGAUGUCCCUAUUGUCCACACUGAGACCAAGACCAUCACCUACGAGGCUGCUCAGACUGAUGACAGCAAUGGGGACUUGGACCCAGGAGUCUUGCUGACAGCUCAGACCAUUACAUCUGAGACUACAAGCAGCACUACCACGACUCAGAUAACCAAGACUGUAAAAGGUGGUAUUUCAGAGACUCGGAUUGAAAAGAGAAUUGUGAUCACAGGAGAUGCUGAUAUUGACCAUGAUCAGGUUCUUGUACAAGCCAUAAAGGAGGCAAAGGAGCAGCACCCAGACAUGUCAGUGACCAAGGUGGUCGUCCACCAAGAGACCGAGAUCUCUGAGGAGUGAGCUCAGGAACUCCCCUCUCCCACCCUCUGCCUUUUCCCAUUCAAGAGAAACCAGCAGAUGGUAAAGAAGGCAGCCAUCAAUAGUCAGCCAUCAGGCUUCAAGAUUACUUCAUACCACAGAAAAUUAUUUCAUUUUCUAUUUGGAAUUUAUACCAAGAGAUUCUUCUAGACACCACUAAUCCUUCGGAGGACCUUUAUCUAUAUUGUGAUACCAGAAAUUGUUCAGUUUUUCACUCUAUGAACUGUUUUUAAAGAGUUUUGAUUUUUUAUGAGGUAGUUGGUAACCCCUUCAACCUAGCCUCUCCUCACUGAUUUCCAGCCCAGACACCGACAGGGUCCACACACUUUCCUGGGACCCUCCAGAGACUCUGUCAGCUGAGUUGGAGGCCAAAGCCGCUCCUCUCCUAGCUUUAUACCCUUUGGAUAACAGCAGAAACUCACAAGCCAAUCCUUCCUCAGAGCCAAUAAUGUGACUAUCAGAAUGUCAGUCAGGGCAAGUGCCCUGACCUACAGACCCCAGAAACGCUUUUUUUGUCCAGGUGUUUGGCAGGGCAGAGGCCUCUGCUGAGCAGGCGCCCUUGCUUUCCUCCUCCGUAGUGUUCCUGUUUGGAGCUUCUUUAGGUCCAAGACACGAGAAGUUGCUUCAGAUAUAUCUGAUACUGUGAAUGUUUGAACAUAUCUGUGGCCUUCACCUCCCCAACUGCCCUUGUACCUCAUCGGAAGCAGUGGCUCUGCCAAGCGCUCCCCCAUGCUCCCAUCUCAGGAGACUAGAACUCAUGGAAAAAUAGGCACUUUUGGCCAAAAGCACCAAUGGAACAUUUUUAGUGGUUGUUUGGGGAAGAAAAGUUAAUGAGGUUUUAGAAAUAAGGUUUGGGAUGUGUGCACUUCACCCAGGGGAAUGACAGAGCUUCUCUCUGUUGGAUCCUGUUAAAGGGAACUUGCAGGUGCCCGUGCCCAUCUUUCAUGUGGCAUGAUUAUGGGCAUAGUUCAGAGAGGAGGUCAUGUUCUUUGACCCUUCUCUUGACAGGCACCUGCCUGAAGACAUCCUUCCGGAGUAAGGGUGUUUAAUGUCCUAUAAUGGCCGUCCCCGCAAGACACCGUGGGAGAAGAGUGCUCAUUCCCACUCACGGCCCUAGCUGUCAGGAUUUGUGGGCUUGAUUUUCUGGUGGGUUUUGGAUUUUGUUUCUUUUUUUGUUUGGUCUUAGAAAAGGAGAUCCAAUGUCCCUAAUUUAUGGUAAGGAUUAUUUGGGGGCAUCUUUAUUCAGCAGGGCUUUCUAAUCCUCCAGCUCGCUUCCCCAAAACAUAUCUGCCUGGAAGCUUCUUAGAAUCCUAAUUCUAGGCCAGAAAUGAACUUCAUGAGAUUAGACAGUGUCACUGACAGCAAUUGCUGGAGGCUGAGGGCAGUGACAAGAGUGAAGUCACUAGCCAGCAGCACACAUCCAGUCUCCACGAACUGAAUGCUCUGUAGACAAACUCAGCUGGUUUGAACUGAUUUUGUGUGCACACAUUUUUCUUUUAGCUCUUAUGAGACUGUUAUUACCAAUAGGCAGCUUAUUCUAAGGAGAGAUUGGAGGGCUUAGGUGUGAUGGGACAGGUUGGGGACCCACUCUCAGCAGCAAACUUACAGGCUGCAGUUGUGUCUGAAAAGAUGAGGGCCAAGGCACACCAAGGAGGGCUGUGAAGUUACAACUCCUGUCAGGCCAGCUUGCAGCAUAUGCUUGCUUCUACAGGCUUAGGAGGGGCUGCGGGGGCUCAGGGCUGAAACCUGGGGUGAGGAGGAUGGAGGAAGUGGGCUUUGGUCCAUUCAGCACUGUUCUCUGCUACUGGAAUCAGUGUGGCCCCAUUCCCAGCACCAAACCUCAGACCUGGGGGCCAAACUGUCCUCCCCUCUGCUGCCUUUGCCUGUAAGUUGGACCCAAACGCUCAUGUCCUUCCAGACCUCUUCCCCUCUCGCUCACUCUGGCAACAGAUCUUGGGGGUAUGGCGAUUGUUUGGGUGUUUUUCUUUCUUUCUGCAGUAGUGUGUGUGAAGAACAGACUCUGUCCAGGUAGAAAUAAAUGGUGAGGAGGAGAGAAACUACAUCUGCAGGGUCAGAGGCUUGGCAGUAGUUUUCCUAAAGUGACUCAGACACACCACAGUAACAACUCUCACUGCAAUUUUAUUUUUACUUCAGAAGUAGAUUUCCUUCAAACCACAUGAGAUCUCUGCCACCCACCCACAAAGCAAGACCUAUAUUCCCAAACUGAAGCCCCAGGGGACCUACUCCAAGGACCCAUGGGGUGUCUUGCCCCUCCCCCAGGCCAGCAGUGCUUUCUGGGGGAUACAGAGCCAGUGAAAGCUGAAGAACCCAGUCCACCUUGGAAAAUUGAGCCAUGGAGCUGUGGCCUGGCUGACACCCCUCAACGCUUAUGGAAAUCUCUGCCUAGGGUCUCAGCCCCAGGCUUGUUGUUUUUACAAAUCUCUCUCAAAUGUAUUAUUUUGAUGACAAAAAUGAAGGAGCUUUGUAAAUUUUUUUAAAAUUAAGGAUCAUAUCAAGUAGUUGUUUACAUUUCUUGACAAAAUGGGAACGACGGGCAGCAGAAUCAUAUUGGUAAAUCCUUAGGUGAAAUAGGCAAUAAUCAGGUCUGCUGUUUUGGUCUUUCAUAGGAAGAAAAGUGGUUGUAGUGUUUAGAUACGUAUUUGGUCUUGCUUCUUGUAUUGCAUUUUUCAAUAAACUUAAAAAAAAAAAAAAAAACUCGAC